AUGGAAGAGCCAGUAUUCUAUACCUGGUUUUCUAAACAGUUUCUAAAAGAGACAAAAAAUAUCAAACGCCCUUUAUUAUUGAUAAUGGAUAAUCACCACUCACAUUUAUCCUAUAGAAUAAUGAAACUGGCACUCGAUAAUGAGGUACAUAUUCUUGAUCUGCCUCCACAUACCACAUCUCAAUUGCAACCACUAGAUGUUUAUACUCUCAAAAUCGUUAAAACAGAAUGGAGAAAAAUACUGCGCGAAUAUUAUCUUAAAACAAAUGCUGACAAAUCCGUGUUUCCGUUGUUGUUCAAGAAGUUGUACACAAAUGCAUUACGUCCAGCAUAUUGUGCCGGCGGAUUUGCUAAGGCCGGUGUCUUCCCUUAUGACAAACGGGCUAUACCUCGAGAAAAAAUAUCGUAUUCAACGCCAUCGUCAUCAUUGAAUAGUCGAUCGAAUUUAACAAGGGCAUUGUCGACUGAAUAUCUGAUAUCUGUUGCAGUUGAGGAUCAAAUAGAAGAAAUAACAGAUGAUAAUCGAACGGUAGAUGAUAGGCGAAUGAUAAACAACAAUGUAAUUGGAUAUCGUCGGUUAAGAAGAUCUCCAUCAGCUCCAACUCUCAGUUACACUCUAGAUGACAAAACCGUUCAAUCAUCCAUAUCGUCAGCCUCUUCUACUUCAUUAUCAAUGGAUCCUUCACUAAUUGAUCAAACCAAUAGUUCGUUAAUAACUACUACAUCUGUUGUUUCUGCUUUAAAAUCGUCUGUCUCGAAAACGUCAUCAAUAAUUGCCUCGUCAUUUUCAUUACUUAAUGCAUCGCAAGUGUUAAAACAAUUAAAAGCUUGGUCGAACCUAUGGUUCGUGCUUAUUGAUCCAAAAUGCUAUAACGACAACCUUACAACGUUAACGUUAAAUAAUUAUUUAACACCGACAGUUGUACGUGAUACUCAACGAAAAGCCAUGAUUCCUAGAAAUUCCGGUGAGAGUUGA
This is a messenger RNA of Didymodactylos carnosus, 975 nucleotides long. Lineage: Eukaryota; Metazoa; Rotifera; Eurotatoria; Philodinida; Philodinidae. The record is from the annotation of a GenBank genome assembly.